AUGUUGCCGGAGUCGGUGCGCAGUAUCCUGUCCCUAAGGACAUUUCCCUCCCUAUGGAGAAUACUCAACGAACAUAGGCUCUUGAUUCCCACUGCGGCUCUGGGUGCUGUCGCCAUCUUGUUUCGUUAUGCCCUCUCACGGCGACGGAGGACACCGAAGUCCGCUGACUUGAGGCGAUUCGCUCGUAACCUGGCGACUGGGAAAGGCGACGAUUUGCAGAACUAUGACAUAGUGAUCGUGGGUGGUGGCACAGCUGGUUGCGUGCUCGCCUCUCGAUUGUCGGAGGACCCAAGUUUGAGUGUUCUGCUACUGGAAGCCGGCAGCAGUUCGUUGCACAACCCGUUAUCUCGCGUACCGGCCAUGUACCCCCAAUUCUUCCAUUCGGAGUAUGAUUACGACCUGUACACGGUCCCUCAAGAACACGCGGGAAUGAAGAGAAAGUUCCACCCGAGAGGCACGGAGACCUUUCAUCCAUACCUGACAUUCUUCCACUAUGGCGCCCCGUCGGAUUUCGAUCAGUGGGCCGAGCUUCAAGGAGGACAAAUCGGUGCCUCGGAGUGGAGAUUCGACCACUUCAAUCAGUAUUUACGCAAGUUUGAGAACUUCCAUUCAAGCGAAGACCGUCCUCUUGUCGACGCCUCAGUACGAGGGGCGAGAGGCCCGAUGCCCUGCGGCUUCUUCGCGAACGUCUCCGAUGGGGCCAAGCGCUUUCUGAAGGCAUGCGGUAAAGCGGGGAUACCGCUCAACCAAGACUUCAACACUGCGAAGGGGACAUUAGGCGUAAACGCGGUGAUGACUUUCAUCGACCCCCGCGGGCGACGUGUGACUACAGAGUCCGCAUACCUGACGCCUGAAGUACUCGCACGGCAAAACCUCACCGUUGCCACCCGUGUCCAGGUCACCCGUGUCAUGUUCAGGCAAAUGAAGGGAAAGAGACCGCGCGCGGUGGCUGUGCAUCUCAAGGAUGCACAUGGUGAUGCCUUCGAGGUCAAGGCGAGGCGUGAAGUUGUCCUGUCAGCGGGUGCCAUACAUACUCCCCAGCUCCUCAUGCUCUCUGGGAUCGGUCCAGCUGCGCACCUGUCCGCAUAUUCCAUCCCCGUCAUCACAGACCUUCCGGGCGUCGGCUCACACUUAAUGGACCACCCCGAAAUAAGCUUCCACUUCCGCGACAAGACGAAGUCUGUGCUCGCGGGGCUCUCGCACGACCCGCGCAGGCACGGCAGAUUUGAUCUUCUCGCGACGCUCUGGCGACUCGCUCUAGUCGUUCAGUAUGAGCUGACGGGGAGAGGCCCGUUGACGACUAUCGUUGCAGAAGCGCUGGCAUUCGUCCGUUCUUCGGACGCUCCACUCUUGGCAAAGGCUGGCGUUACCUUGCCCAACCCAGAUGACAUCGAGGAUUCCUCUACGGGACGAGAUGCACCCGACCUCGAACUCUUGUUAUCACCCAUGGCUUGGCUCGAGCACGCGUGCGGAGCAUAUCCCAAGGGGUAUCAUUUUGGACUGCACGAAGUGCUUCUGAGGCCCACAAGUUUAGGGACGAUCAGGUUGAACUCGGCUGACCCGUCCGACCCACCGCUGAUCGACCCACAGUACCUCUCCACCAAGCACGAUGUGCAAGUCCUCAUCCGGGGCGCCCGCCUCCUCGCGAACAUCCUGUACCAGCACCCGCUCGCCGACAUGCUCGACCCCUCCGGAUCCAGCGACACGAGUGGCUUGCUCAACCACGACCUUGCCUCGAAGAGCGACGCGGAGCUCGAGGCGCUGAUCCGCGACCGCGUCGAGACGAUCUAUCACCCGACGAGCACCGCUCGCAUGGCGCCCCUCGAGGACGGCGGGGUGGUCGACCCGUACUUGCGCGUGUAUGGUGUGGAGGGGCUGAGGGUGUGCGAUGCGAGUAUAUUUCCGACGAUUACGAGUGGGCAUACGGUGUCUCCGACUAUUGCGGUCGCUGAGAAAGCCGCAGACAUGAUCAUAGAAGCACUCCGUUCUUAG
This is a messenger RNA of Rhodofomes roseus, 1992 nucleotides long. Its product is annotated as GMC oxidoreductase. The record is from RefSeq and is a predicted model, not a curated record. The transcript is spliced from 13 exons. Gene Ontology annotation, molecular function: oxidoreductase activity, acting on CH-OH group of donors; flavin adenine dinucleotide binding. The coding region runs from base 1 to 1992 and encodes 663 amino acids. Lineage: Eukaryota; Fungi; Basidiomycota; Agaricomycetes; Polyporales; Fomitopsidaceae.